This is a messenger RNA of Arachis stenosperma, 1528 nucleotides long. RefSeq names its product myb family transcription factor PHL7-like. Gene Ontology annotation, molecular function: DNA-binding transcription factor activity; DNA binding. The record is from RefSeq and is a predicted model, not a curated record. The transcript is spliced from 7 exons. Bases 278 to 1228 code for a protein of 316 amino acids. NCBI's taxonomy places the organism in Eukaryota, Viridiplantae, Streptophyta, Magnoliopsida, Fabales, Fabaceae.
ACCUCUGUCUCUCCGCUUUGUUUUGAUUCUGUUUUCUACCGAAAUCUCAAAAAGAAAAUGCCGAGAGAAGAAGGGAGUAAAGGAACAGAGGAAGAAGGGGGUAGUUAUUAGUUAAUACUUAAUAGCACUGUUUACGUAAGCAGAGAGUAUUGUAUUUGUACGUACAAAUAUUAGCAUCGUAGUAUUUACUACAGUUACAGUAUACGCGAGAAAGAAGAGGUCGGAGUCGGAGAUUGAAGGAACCCGGGGUGGCCCACCGGUCACUGAUUAAUGACAAAUGUAUCACCCAAACAACUCAUUAGUUUGUGAUCACCCCAUGGAUUGUGUUGCCACUGCAAUGGAUCUUGUCAAUGGAGGUAACAGUCUAGCUUCCAAGCAGCGGCUACGCUGGACCAAUGAUCUCCACGAACGCUUCGUCGACGCGGUUGCUCAACUUGGUGGGCCAGAUCGUGCCACACCUAAAGGUGUCCUCAGAGUAAUGGGUGUGCAAGGGUUGACAAUUUACCAUGUCAAAAGUCAUUUACAGAAAUAUCGACUAGCAAAAUACCUACCUGACUCCUCAACUGAUGAGAAAAACACUGAGAAGAAAGAAACAGAGGAUGUACUUUCUAAUCUUGAUGGUUCAUCUGGGAUGCAAAUUACUGAAGCACUAAAGCUUCAAAUGGAGGUGCAGAAGCGACUGCAUGAGCAAUUAGAGGUGCAGAGACAACUACAACUAAGGAUAGAAGCGCAGGGUAAAUACUUGAAGAAGAUUAUUGAAGAGCAGCAGCGGCUCGGCGGUGUUCUUACAGAAGCACCUGACUGGGGGGCUACAGCUCUGGUUACAGGAGUUAUGGGCCAAGAAGAUAAUAAGACCCAUCAAGCAACCCCUGCCACAACCUCUGAGAGCCCCCUUCUGGAGGUAGCUGUGAAAGAACAAGCCCUGGCUAAGAGUCUUUCAAUUGAUGAAUCCUUUUCAUCUCAGCAUGAACCGUUGACACCUGAUUCUGGUUGCCAUGUUGGCAACCCCACUGGUGGCCCUGAAGAGGAGAGAUCAACAAAGAAACAGCGCUUGAACAUAGAUGGAUCAUAUUCUAGACCAGAAAUGCUGCUUCCGCAUCAAAUACUGGAGUCAAAUGUCUCAUCAAACAAGCAACCAAAUGUUGUUUCUACUCCCCAGGAGGAAUAUGAUCAUUCAAUGGGUAUAGCUGCCAAAAGUGUGACAAGGAAUUCCAGUAGGGUUGUAUGAGUAAUCUGUGAUUUAUUCUAGCAAGAAGCUUGUGCAUUAGGACUGAUUUCAUUUCAUUUAGUCGGGCAUAUCAUAUGCACUCUUGUAGAUUAUGGAACCUGUAGGCUGUAGCUCUUAGUUUUCAGUACACUCAGAUUUCGCUUUGGGUGUAGACCUAUUCAUGACGGCGACUCGAAGACGCUGAUCGGUUGUACGUGAUCUUAUCAGUCAAUGUAACUGCAGAGUGCAGAUGCUUAGGAACAGUGCAGUAGUAUGUGCUCUGAUGCACCAUAUAUUAGAAAUUCGAUAUUCAUACUAUAA